UUUCGCCUAUUCUUAGUGACUUUGGUGCCUAACAAAAACAGGUAUGUGUGGGCACUAUCACAUGUGACAACCACUACGGUACUUAUCAUCCAAGACACCUCAUCAGCAGGCAACGACCACAUACAAGCCUCACGGGGUAUAUGAAAAGAGGUCAAGAGCCCACUUCCUUAUGACUGUUUGGAUCAAAAGUGGCAAUGAUGAAUCACCCAUAUAAUGUAUUCGUGCUGCUGUCGUCAAGCAUAUUCUCCCUUCCCACAUCAUCGCGACUCUUUUCGCAGAGCUCAAUCAUGCCGUCCUAUUUCCUCCCAUACCCAAAAACACAACAUAAAAAUCAGAGCCAUCAAAAAUCAAUCCAUCGCUCUAAUGUCGAUGUGAAGAAUAAACCAUACCCACACCCCCAACCGGACCCCGACCCCUCGAACCCACCUUCCCCUUUGAAUCUCUCGCCCACUGACUCGCCAAUUUCCUCCUCGGGUUCUUCAACCAUAAAACCCCACCGCAAGACUCGCAAAUCGGUCCACUGGAAACAAGAUUACCACCCCAGCAUUCUGAAAUUGAAGAUCGUGUGCGGAGAUCCAGAAGACCCGAGUUUGGUGGUGGUGUUUGGAUUGCAGUUUCGCGAGGGAAAGAGACCGAAGGUUAGGUUUAGUGUUAGGAGGGGGCAUGGGAGGACUGUGGAAUUGGGGGAUGGGGUGUUGGAUGGUGAGAGGAAGGAGGAGCAAGGUGGUGAGAGAGACAUCAGAGGAGAAAAGAGCAGAGUGGAGGAAAGGGCGGAGAGGGACAGAGAUGGAGGAACGAGAGGAAGAAAAAGGAGACGAGAAAGCCGGACAUGAGGACAGGUAAGAAAAGUCGUACCGAAUAAUAU
Messenger RNA from Aureobasidium pullulans EXF-150, 865 nucleotides. RefSeq lists its product as uncharacterized. The transcript has a single exon. The record is from RefSeq and is a predicted model, not a curated record. The coding region runs from base 195 to 833 and encodes 212 amino acids. NCBI's taxonomy places the organism in Eukaryota, Fungi, Ascomycota, Dothideomycetes, Dothideales, Saccotheciaceae.